AGAAGCCAUAAAGAAAAAAAAAUGACAUUUGUCAACAAACAUGAACGGCGGUAGUUUUGCAAAUUAUGCGUUUUACCAAUAGUUACCUACCGAACAAAGAAUAUAGUACUCUCUCUACCGAACUUACUUUCUAUGUUACUAAUAAUACAGCACUAAUCGAUAUUUUUCAAUAGUUAUUGACGCUUGCAAUGGCCUCUGGCUAUAAAUCACAUAAAACUGAACUGGUGGCGAUAUACAGACUAGAGUUUUACAGAAAGCAAAAGAACUGGAAGUUUGCCCAUGAAGCUAAGAAAAAUGUAAAAACUCCUCGAUCUAAGUACACUGAACUAAGGAAGAGCCUGAACGAAACAUAUCAUAUAGAGACUGAAACCAACAAUGAAUCAUCUCCGCUUAACCAUGGCUUCCUGGAUGAUGCACCUGUUUUAUUAUCAGACAAACCAUUAGAGUGUCCAUACGUGUCAGCUUCCCCUGAUCAUGCGCCAAUGGAGGAGCUGCAACACAGCCUCCCCUGGCCUGCAGAUCAACAGUAUCUGGAGGCAGAAAGAGAAGACCCGCAGUAUCUGGAGGCAGAGAGGGAUGACCAGCAGUGGUGGGAUGGGAAUCAGAUUUGCGGUCCGAGCUGGUCCGAGCCGGUAGCAACGUCGCCACACCCUGGGAUGGAGCCCUGGGCCGCAUCCUGCGACUGUGUUGACGGGCCGCGCGAAUCGGCCAAAGAUGUGACACUGGAGGAGUUGGUGAGCGCCAUACAGACAUGCGGAAGUCUCGCUGACCUCUCUGGGCAGUGUUCAGAUCCACCAUUGUUGUGUCAGGAGUGCGCAUGCGCGGAUCACGACGCGUCGUCGGAGAGCCUCGCGGAGUUCAUCCGCGGCGCACACCUCGCGCCACACUCCUCCGAGGCGGACCUGCUGCUCGACACGCGAUGCGGUGCGUGUGAUACGUGCGACACGUGUGGCGUGGCGCGGCUGUCGCAGCGCGCGCUGGCGCAGGCGGUGCGGGCGCACGCGCGCAGUCUGCACGCGCUGCUGCGGGAGGCGCGCCACCGGGAACAACACAAGUUGUCCCGCACCUGCUGUUCUGAGCAACUGUUCCCGCUGCCGAUGGAGCCGGCGCAGGAGCUCCAGAGUCCACAGCCACUCAAACGUCAGGAUACCUUCACGGUGAGCUGCAGCAACGUGACCACGGGGGGAAGUGGGAGAGGCCGCGGCAGACUCCACAGGGACCACAUCAUAGGGAUAGGCAUGGGAAGACCGUUUCGAUUUACUUAGAUAUUAUGUUAAAUUAAGAUUCAGUGCCAAAUUUGGGAUAUUUAGUACCAAAAAUUACUGUUAUUAAAGUAAAGCUAUUUUAAUGUAACAUGACAAGGAGUUAUAAUGUGUUGGUGAUAGCAAUGGACACAGAUUUGGUCCAACCCAUGUUGUAGUCAUUUAUCGUCAUUGUUUUAGAGACUGUUAUAUCCUUUUCAUGAAUGAGAUUUCUGAAUUCGGCAGCGUAAUAUUCUCUUUGUUGAUAAGGCUACCAGGAUUUGCUAGUAUGAAUCCUUAGAACUAAAGUGACCUAUAUAAAAAUGAAUGUACAUUCCAUUUUGCCAAAUCCGAAAUUCAAAACCCUAUAUUUUUUGUUCGUCGUCGAUAUCUAUAUUCUUCAAGAUGUCCCACGGAAUAUUUAUACAAGAAGCCUAUUGCUGGUCAUAGGCUAGCUCCAAAUAUUUCUAGGCCAAUUUUGUUUAUUUAACAGCCUUUGAGUUAGGUCAAUUUAGUUUGCUCGGUUUGCGGGUAUUGAACUUAUGGGUGCCAGUAAAAUUAUACUACUCGGUACCUUUUUGAAGACGCUAUUCUGAAAUGAAUCUUUUUUUUAAUUUCUUUGAUUGAAUGUUUUUUUUAUUUUAUAAUUGAAAACUUCGUAUGUCUUGUUUAAAGAAAAUAAUAUAUAAUUAAUGGGGUUUUUGGUUUAUUGACUCUCAGAAGUCAAUAUUGUGAAAAUAAAACUGAAUUAAUCUCAAAAAA
Molecule: messenger RNA, 2003 nt
Organism: Manduca sexta (tobacco hornworm)
Lineage: Eukaryota; Metazoa; Arthropoda; Insecta; Lepidoptera; Sphingidae
Exons: 8
Coding region: 189-1265 (358 amino acids)
Source: RefSeq, a predicted model, not a curated record